AUUGCUUGGCCUCGUACAAUGGAAGUAAAUGCGAAUCGUUCUGUUUAUCGAUGGGACUGCAUUUUGAUUAUUCAUUAAACUACUACUGCAUCUAAAUUAACAAGUGCAAUUGUAUCGAGGUUUUGACAGGUGCAAUUGUGUUGAAAUUUUGAAUUGGAAUAUAUCAGAUGGUUUUCGUGUCUGGGUGUUCUAUGCACUGUCUUGUGCAGUUAGAGACAUCACACACAAAUAAUCUUACUAUUGUUUUGUGCUGUCCUAUUGUAUUUGUGAGGAGAUAUACUAUUGUUUUGUCUUUUGCUUUAUGUCGCCUUUGAUCUUAUUCGAGUUAUCCUCUGAAUCUUUUAUUUGCUGUUGCCACUCAAUUCUUGUCUGUUUUUUUUGCAAAACCAUUCUGUAAACAGUGACUCAGCAAUGUAGAGUACCACAUUAUUUUGCAACGAGGUGGGUCUCACAUAGCCGUUACCAUAUAAAUUGUUAGCCCAAUAUUAUUCAUGCUCUUGGAUUCAGUCAUAUAUGUAUUUUCUUGGCCUUGAUGAUUCAAUAAUUUCUAUGAUGCUUUGCUUCAGGGCCGCCGCAAGUUUGCAUCGCUGAUUGCUAAGUUAGCUACACAUUAUAUGAACUCAAGUAUUUGUCUUAUGCCGCCUUAAAUUUUAUUUCACAUUGUUCUCUGAGUCAUUGCUUUGCACUUUUGGUAUUGCCACUGAAUCCUUCUCUAAUUUUCCGUCAAUCACCAUGUAUUCAUGUGAAGGGUGGAUCGGCUAUUAAUGCCAAUGCAGCUUCUCAGGUAUCUGUGAACUGCUGCUAAAUCUAAAUAAUACCCAUACCUUGGUUGCUCCCUCUCAGAAUUUUAAAGUGCCCAACUCUAUAUAUUGACUGUUUUGACGAUCCUGAACACCAUUAUUUGCAAGCUACUCGAUACAGGUUCGGCUCUUCAUGAGAUGGAACCUGAAACUCUUAUCUGUUGUAGUCUUGUAGAUAAGGUUGUCAGCAGCAAGACUUGUGUGAUUGAUGUGUGUGGUUAUGAUGUGAGAAGAGCUGGUUAGAACAUGAUGGGGCUUAUGCAGAAAACAUUUCAGAUGGGCCAGGCCUUGGUACCCUUUCUGUUCAGUUUAGCAAGCUUUUUAUCUUUACCAUUCUAUGAAAAAUGAGGGGAUUUGAAAUUUGUAUGUGCCACUAACGUUUCCAUCAACUGAAAGGAGUGAGGUCGCAUGCAUGUGGUUGAACUACCUCCCCUACGCCAAAUAAUUGUGCACAAGUAAGUUUUUCUAUAGUCAGUCUGUGAAUUUUGACCAAGUUUACGCAAAGAAAAUAGGAACAUUUACAAUACUGAAUAUAUGUCAUAUUGAUAAGAAAAUAUAUCAGAUGAUGAGUCUAAUUUUUUUUUGCGGUGGGAAUCUAAUAGUUUUGAUUUGGUAUUGUAAAUGUUGAAUAGUUUUUCUAUGAACUUAGUCAAAGUUUACAGAGGUUGACUUCAAAAAACUUAUAUACACUAUAAUUUAUCAAGGAAGGAAGUAAUUGAGUUUGCUUCAGCAUUUCAUCAGAGAUGCCCUUAAUGAAAUAUCGUUAGUGAGUACUCGGCGUUGAAACUUAGAUGUGAGUGUAGAGACGGCAUCCACCAGCCGGAAUAAUCUAAUAACGUCAUUUGUCUACUCACCUAUACAAGUACUCAAUCAUGCAAUGCAGGAGUAAUUUGAUUCGAGUACUGAUGUUUGUAGUAUGCCUAUAUGCACAUUCCCGUGUCAUUUGUUUUGUCAUACACUUUAGGGUAUGUGCACAAUCCCACUGAAAAGUUUAGAUCCCAUCUGGAUUCUUCAAUGAUGCAGCUUUGGUCUUCCAUUGGAACAUGAAUUAAAUGGUUUCGCCUGCAGUGUCAUUCUUCAGUGGUAAUUGAAGGGAUCUUGUUUUCCCUGGAAUGUCCAUGAAUACCACUGAAGAAAAGGAGAAGGAAACGACUUUACUCUGUAAUCUGAAGUCAGUUUUGUAUUGUCUGGUCCAUACAUUAUGUCAGUGAAUUGGUUAAUAAAUUAUGUUUAUCUAGCUUCUGGAUGAUUUAAGAGUGCACCAUUUCUUGCUGUUGCUUGGCCUCAUAUAAUGGAAAUAAAUACGGAUGGUUCUUUUUAUCGAUGGAACUACAUUUUGAUUAUUUAUUAAACUACUUGCAUCUAAAUUAACAAGUGCAAUUGUAUCGAAGUCCUAAAUUUGAGUGUCCGAGAUGCUCUUUGUACCUGAGUGUUCCAGGCACUAGCUUGUGCAGUUAGAGACAUCACACACAGCAAGCAGUCUUAGGUUGCUGUUUAUUUUACUUGUGAGGAGAAGGGCUAUUGUUUUAUUGUAUUGAAGUCCUAAAUAUGCUGCUAUUUGAAUCUUUCCUUUGCUGUUGCCACUGGACUCUUGUCUGCUACAUUCUGUGAGCAGUGACUCAGCACUGUACAGUACUACAUUGUUUUGCAACAAUGUGAGCAUCAUAGAGACGUUACUAUUCAUAUUUUUGGCCCUUAGUAUUAUUCAUGUUCUUGGCUUCAGUCUUUUGUAUUCUUGAUCGUGGCUUGAUGAUUCGUAUUUGUCAUUCCUAUUCAGCGCUUACUGGCUGUAAUAGUAUGAUGAUGGUUUGCAUCGCUGAUUGGUAAGCCAGCUAGCACGCAUUAUUGUUAAACUCGAUUAUUUCUCUUAUGCCGCCUCAAGUUUUCCACAUUGUUUUCUGAGUCAAUGUUUGCAGAUCACAACUCUAAAUGUUGUCAGUUUCGAAGAUUUUGAACACCAACAUUUGUAGAUCACCAGCUACUCGAUACAGAUAUGCACUAUAAUUUGGAGGGGGGUAAUUAUGUUUUAUUCAGCCGAUCUUUCAGCAGAGAUGCCGUUAAUUAAGUAUGGUUGGUUGGUGAGUGCUUGGCGUUGGAACUUAGCUGCGGGUGUAAAGCCGGCAUCUACCAGCCAGACUUAAAUAAUCACACAGCGUCACAUGUGCAGGCUACGCACCAGCCCGGCAUGCAAUGCGCGAGGUACUAGCAGAUCAAAUGUCGAUGGCAGUGGGAGAAGGUGUGGGUGAGUGGGCAUGGUGGCUGGCCCUCACCCUCGGCGCCGUCCCGCUGCUCUGCCUCGCCGUCUGGCACUCCGCCGACGCGUGGUACCGCGCCGCCUUCUUCCUCAGGCACGGCGGCCGGCGCCGCCUCCCGCCGGGCCACAUGGGCCUGCCCUUCCUCGGCGAGACGCUCUCCUUCGUCUGGCACUUCAAGCUCGCGCGCCGCCCGGACGACUUCAUCGCCGCCAAGAGGCACGCGCACGGCGCCGGGGCCGGCAUCUACCGGACGCACCUCUUCGGCUCCCCCGCCGUCAUUGCGUGCUCUCCGGUGGCCAACAAGUUCGUGUUCCAGUCCGCCGAUAACUUCGGCAUACGGUGGCCGGUGCCGGAGCUCAUCGGCCACAAGUCCAUGGUCAACGUCGAGGGCGCCAGCCAUGCCAGGCUUCGUGGGAUCAUCCUCACCGCCAUCAACCGCCCCAGCUCGCUCCGGACCAUCGCCGCCGUCGUGCAGCCGCGUGUUGUGGCGGCGCUGGCCGCGUGGGCAGACAUGGGGACGAUCGUUGCCUCCACCGAGAUCAAGAAAGUGACGUUCGCGAACAUAUUCAAAAUGUUCAUAAGCAUGGAGCCGUCGCCAUUGACGGAGCAGAUCGACCAGUGGUUCGGCAGCCUGAUGGCUGGCCUCAGGGCAUUCCCCUUGGAUCUUCCAGGGACAAAAUUUCACGGUGCUCGCAAGUGCCGUCGGAAGCUGAACGCAGUCUUCCGGCAUGAGCUGGAGGCAAGGAAGAAGGUGGACAAGAAGUGUGAUGAUCUCAUGAGCGGGCUGAUGUGCACCGAGGACGAGCAGGGGAAGAGGCUGAGCGAUGAGGAGGUAGUGGACAACAUGGUCAACCUCGUGGUCGCUGGCUAUGAAUCCACGGCCAGCGCCAUCAUGUGGGCUACCUACCACUUGGCCAAAUCCCCUGCCGCCCUCGCCAAGCUCCGGGAGGAGAACGUGGCACUGAGCGAAAGCAAAGGUGGUUCAUUGAUGAUCACCCAUGAUGACCUGCCGAGGAUGAAGUACACGGUGAAGGUGGUGGAGGAGACGAUCCGAAUGGCCAACGUCGCCCCCAUGGUGCACCGCGUGGCGAACCGGGACGUGGAGUAUGGCGGGUACACGAUCCCGGCGGGGUGGCCGGUGCUCGUGUGGGUGAGGUCGCUGCAUACCGACCCAGUCUACUACCAGGACCCCCUCACCUUCAACCCGGACAGAUGGGAUAAACCAAUGAAGCCAGGGACGUACCAGGCAUUCGGUGGUGGAUAUAGGAUUUGCGCCGGCAACAUGCUCGCGAAGUUGCAGAUCACCAUCAUGCUCCAUCACCUCUCCAUUGGUUAUGAAUGGGAGCUGUUGAAUCCUGAUGCCAAGGUCAAUUACCUUCCACACCCAAGGCCAUUGGACGGUGCAGCCAUGACCUUCCGUAAGCUUAGAGCUUGAUGGAGAUGCAUUCAAUGAUUUUUUUUUCUAGCUAUGCUAGUGCAUCAAUGUUAAUUCUAUUAGUAUUGUAUGAUCAUAUCAGAACUAUAGCUAGUCUAUCUUUUUCCGGAAAUGACAUUAUCUUUGCAAGCAAACAUGGGCUUUUAAAUUUGUACUGCAAGGGACAAGACCAUUAUUUGAAAAGCUACUAGUUUUUUUUGGGUGAUGAGAAGGCCAUUUAUGGAGCUCGGCUUGAGUACAUUUGGUUGAAUGGGUGCGCAAUAGAUGGGCCUGAGGAGCCAACGAGCCCGUGACUGUGGAGUCACCAUAUGUGGUCACAAGCCAAGGAUAGGCAAGCUCCUGUGUGAAGUGAAUGUAAAUGGGCCGGCUACAGAUGUGUCCCAUCAAUACAUUUGA
Triticum dicoccoides is the source of this 4886-nucleotide messenger RNA. RefSeq names its product ent-kaurenoic acid oxidase 1-like. The coding region runs from base 2991 to 4490 and encodes 499 amino acids. The record is from RefSeq and is a predicted model, not a curated record. Gene Ontology annotation, biological process: sterol metabolic process; brassinosteroid homeostasis; multicellular organism development. Gene Ontology annotation, molecular function: oxidoreductase activity, acting on paired donors, with incorporation or reduction of molecular oxygen; monooxygenase activity; heme binding. Lineage: Eukaryota; Viridiplantae; Streptophyta; Magnoliopsida; Poales; Poaceae. The transcript has 7 exons.